CUGUUUCUUCAGCCAAUCUAUUGCCCAGUCAUAUUCAGUAACAGCUUAAUACCCUUCAAAGUGAAGAAUAUUAGAUGGGGGACGAAUAUCCCACCCUGUUCCGUUCGGAGCAGAUGAGCUUAGUGCAGCUCUAUGUUCCUACGGAAGUAGCACAUGAUACGACUGCAGAGUUGGGAGAACGUGGAAAUGUUCAAUUCAAAGAUUUAAACCCCAAUGUCACUCCUUUCCAACGUUCGUUCGUUGGUGAAAUUCGCCGCAUCGAAGACAUGGCUCGGAGAGUUCGUUUCUUUUCGUCGCAAAUUGAGAUGGAAAAGGAUGUUAUACCCAUCCGACCCUUAUACGACUGUGCUCCUCUGAUUACGGUCGGACCUCGUGCUGCGCAAACCAUGGACGAACUCAACGUUACGCUAGCAGAGCAUGAAUCACGUCUUUUGAGGAUGAAUGAUAGUUAUAAGAAUUUCAGCGAGAAAACGAAAGAGCUGGUUGAGGCACGACAUGUCCUUAGAGAGACUGCCGUCUUCUUUCAACGGGCUGAAGACCAACAUGCAGAUAUUAGGACUUCAUAUGAUGAUAGCUCUGCUCCACUACUUCAGCACGAUGACAGCGAAAAUCAGUAUUCUGCUCCCGUCCAAUUUGACCUCGAGUUCGUCGCGGGAACAAUUGACCGUACCAGGAUAUCGACUUUCGAACGUGUUCUUUGGCGUGUGCUUCGUGGUAACCUCUACAUGAAUCACACCGAUAUUGCUGAACCAUUCCUUGACCCUGCCACCGGGGCCGAGACGCGGAAGAAUGUCUUCAUCAUCUUUGCUCACGGCGAGGUGCUUUUGGCGAAGAUUCGUAAGGUUGCCGAAUCGAUGGGUGCGACUAUAUACCCGAUCGAUGCUAAUGCAGACAAGCGCUCCGAUUCGCUCCGAGAAGUUACAGCACGUCUUGAAGAUCUCCAGACUGUUCUCUACAAUACUGGUAUGAACAGGCGCAGUCAGCUGGUAACCAUUGGAGAAAGUUUAGCGAGCUGGCAAGACGUAGUGAAGAAGGAAAAACUCAUAUACGAAACCAUGAACCUCUUCAACUACGACGUGAGGAGGAAGACCCUGGUUGCUGAAGGCUGGUGCCCUACCAGAGAUAUCACAGAAAUCCAAAUGGCUCUGAGACGUGCCACAGAGGAUUCGGGAACUAGUGUUGUCCCUAUCUUGCAAGAACUUCGGACGAACAAGGCGUCACCGACCUACAAUCGCACCAAUAAGUUUACCGAAGGUUUCCAGUCAAUUAUGGACAGUUAUGGAAUUGCAAGCUACCAAGAAGUCAAUCCAGGGCUCUUUGCGGUAAUAACAUUCCCUUUCUUGUUCGCAGUCAUGUUUGGCGAUAUUGGGCAUGGAUUCAUCAUUUUCCUUGCUGCGCUCUAUAUGAUCAUCAAAGAAAGGCAAUGGGCAAAGGCCGAUUUAGGAGAGAUUAUUGGACAGUUCUUUUACGGACGAUACAUCAUCCUCAUGAUGGGGUUGUUCUCGAUGUACACGGGUUUAAUGUAUAAUGACAUCUUCUCGAAAUCCCUUCAUAUCUGGCAUUCUGGGUGGGACUUCCCUGAAGGAAAUGGGACGGUUGUUGCAGUUUCCAAUGGCCAUGUCUAUCCGUUUGGUCUAGACCCAGGCUGGCAUGGAGCAGACAAUGGCUUGGUGUUCACAAACUCCUACAAGAUGAAGAUGUCGGUGGUUUUGGGUGUCAUUCACAUGACAUUCGCCUUAUGUCUACAAGUGCCUAACCAUAUUCGGUUCAAACGCUCCUUUGACAUCGUCACCAAUUUCAUCCCGCAAAUGAUCUUUUUACAAUCGAUCUUCGGUUAUCUCGUUGUUUGCAUCUUGUACAAGUGGUCGAUCGAUUGGUCCACUAGAUCGACUGAACCCCCUUCGUUGCUGAACAUGUUGAUCGCAAUGUUCUUAUCGCCCGGAACCAUUGAUCCCCAGACGCAGCUGUAUCCAGGCCAAGGAUUCAUCCAAGUCGUGCUUGUCUUGCUUGCUAUGAUUUGUGUACCGUGGAUGUUGUGCAUGAAGCCAUAUCUCCAAUGGAAGGAGAUGAAGAAGAUUCAGGGUCAAGGUUAUGUCGGCUUGGGCCAACACGAUGGUAUGCCUCGCGAUAGCUCAGAUGACGUCUUAGAAGGCGAAGAAGAAGGCAAUGGUAGAGCUGUCGUAGAGGAAAUGGAUGAAGAACAUGAGCACCACGACUUCGGCGAGGUUGUGAUACACCAAGUUAUUCACACUAUUGAAUUUUGCCUCGGGUGUAUUUCCCAUACUGCUUCUUACCUUCGUCUAUGGGCGCUCUCUUUGGCUCAUGCUCAGCUUUCUGAGGUAUUGUGGGACAUGACUCUCGCUGGUUUCCUUGAGCCAUCUGGAAUUACGGGAAUUAUUGCCCUCGUGGUUAUGGUCGUGUUCUGGUUCUCGCUGACGGUGUUUAUCUUGUGUGUCAUGGAGGGUCUCUCUGCGUUUUUGCAUGCGGUGCGUCUGCAUUGGGUAGAAGCGAACAGCAAGCACUACGAAGGUGGAGGCUAUGUAAGUGACACGCUGCAGCGCCCCGUUCGGGGAUUCUUCGAUACAAAUAUUUUUGAACGUGGAAUACGCAUGCUGAUGGUUUACCCCCUUAUCCAGGCCUUUACGCCGCUAAGCUUUGCGAAAUUGGACGAGAAGGAUUCCUGAGGGGGGUUUCGUCCUGUAGUUCUGUCAUGUUGCUCUUGCCUAUUCUGAAAUAUAGCGAGGUUUC
Serpula lacrymans var. lacrymans S7.9 is the source of this 2748-nucleotide messenger RNA. RefSeq lists its product as uncharacterized. NCBI's taxonomy places the organism in Eukaryota, Fungi, Basidiomycota, Agaricomycetes, Boletales, Serpulaceae. Gene Ontology annotation, molecular function: proton-transporting ATPase activity, rotational mechanism; ATPase binding. Gene Ontology annotation, biological process: vacuolar acidification; proton transmembrane transport. The transcript has 11 exons. Gene Ontology annotation, cellular component: vacuolar proton-transporting V-type ATPase, V0 domain; fungal-type vacuole membrane; vacuolar proton-transporting V-type ATPase complex. The coding region runs from base 75 to 2684 and encodes 869 amino acids. The record is from RefSeq and is a predicted model, not a curated record.